Molecule: messenger RNA, 1600 nt
Organism: Thamnophis elegans (Western terrestrial garter snake)
Lineage: Eukaryota; Metazoa; Chordata; Lepidosauria; Squamata; Natricidae
Product: potassium channel subfamily T member 2-like
Molecular function (GO): intracellular sodium-activated potassium channel activity
Source: RefSeq, a predicted model, not a curated record
CUGGCAACCAAUCAGAACGCAAGCUCAAGAUGAAAGGCCAGAGGGGGCAUAAAACCAGGGACUUUCGGCUUCUCUUCUCCACCAACGCCGAAGCACGUGAUCCCCCCUUUCCUGUUCAGGAACUCCAGCCACGCGGUCCUGUCCACCAUUAAAACCAUCUUUCCAAGCAGACCUCCGGGUCUCCAGGGUCUUUUCCCCCACUUGGAGCCGAACCCAGAAGUUCGUUUCUUCCAAAGGUUUAAAAAUAACGAAGCAGCAGCCGCGGGGCCUCCAUGCACCGCUCAGCCACUGCCCCCGUUUGCCCCCUCGGGGGCUUUGGGCGGCCCCCGAGAGCCUCUCCUGGCAGAAGAGCCGCCGGGAGCCCAAUCUUGGCUGCUGAAGCUUUGCUCCGCUCCGCCUACAGGCGCCUUUCCCAAAGUGCUGCCGCCCAGGUGUGCCCUGCGCAGCUUCCGCCGCCUUCGGCCGCUGUGGCCAUUGAGCCCGAGCGAUGGGGAAGGGGCGCGUGUGGGCGUCUGGGAGAGGAAAGGAGCCAACGCGGCCACCGAGGAGGAGCCGUGGGGGAAAUGCGCGCGCGUUCACGUGACACGAACAGAUGAUGGUCGACCUGGAGAACGAGGUCCCUCCGCUUCCCCCCAGGUACCGGUUCCGGGAUUUGCUCCUGGGGGACCAGGGCUGGCAGAACGACGAGAGAGUACAGAUUGAAUUCUACAUGAACGACAACACCUUUAAAGAGAGGCUAAAACUAUUUUUCAUCAAAAACCAAAGAUCAAGCUUGAGAAUCCGCUUAUUCAAUUUUUCACUCAAACUUUUAAGCUGCAUGUUAUAUAUAGUUCGGGUGCUCCUGGAUGAUCCAAAUCAGCAACGUGAAUGCAAGGAAUUAAACCAAGGAUGUUCCAGUCAAAACAACAUUUCUGCAGAGAUAGAUUGGUCACUUAUUAUUUGGGUGAAUCGAAGCUUACCUUUGUGGGGAUUACAGGUAUCAGUGGCUUUAAUAAGUCUGUUGGAAACUACACUACUGAGCUAUCUCAGUUACAAAGGAAACAUAUGGGAACAAGUGGUACGCAUUCCUUUUCUGCUGGAAAUCAUCAAUGCUAUUCCUUUCAUCAUUACGAUUUUCUGUCCUUCAUUGAAGAAUUUAUUUAUCCCAGUGUUUUUAAAUUGUUGGCUUGCUAAACAUGCUUUGGAGAAUAUGAUUAAUGAUCUUCAUAGAGCCAUCCAGCGCACACAGUCUGCAAUGUUUAAUCAAGUUCUGAUUUUAAUAUCUACAUUGCUGUGUCUUAUCUUUACAUGUAUUUGUGGAAUACAACCUGAACGAGCAGGAAACAAGCUGACCUCUCUUGACUCCCUCUAUUUCUGCAUAGUGACGUUUUCCACUGUAGGAUUUUGGGGAUGUUCUCCCAAGAUCUGGCCUUCCAAAUUGUGGUUUAUUAUGAUCUGUGUUGCCCUUGUAGUAUUACCAAUACAGUUUGAGCAGCUGGCUUAUUUGUGGAUGGAAAGACAAAAAUCAGGUGGAAAUUAUAGCCGACACAGAGCUCAGACAGAGAAACAUGUUGUUUUGUGUGUCAGUUCUCUUAAGAUUGACCUCCUUAGGAUUUUCUAA